GAAUUAUACUUCUUGCCAAUGGGUGGAUGGAAACUAGAAGUGGGUAAAAUGGCAUUGUACAUGGCCUUCCCGGUUGGUAUCUUUCACUUUUUCAAUCAGCCGCAGUAUUUCGAGGAUUGGGUUGUCUCGGUAAAAAGGGAAAUAUACCCACCAGAAAACCCUAUUCAUAGAGAGAUGCUUGAAAAUGCGAAGGAGUCUCUCAGGAAAAAAGAGGAGCUGAAUUUAAAGAAACAGUUGGACGGGAUGUAACACUUUGGUUAUAUAUAUGAAAGAAUGUGUAAAUAUAUAAUAUAGUUUUCAUAACAUACA
Molecule: messenger RNA, 309 nt
Organism: Cimex lectularius (bed bug)
Lineage: Eukaryota; Metazoa; Arthropoda; Insecta; Hemiptera; Cimicidae
Product: protein PET100 homolog, mitochondrial
Exons: 1
Coding region: 19-249 (76 amino acids)
Biological process (GO): mitochondrial respiratory chain complex IV assembly
Cellular component (GO): mitochondrion; mitochondrial inner membrane
Source: RefSeq, a predicted model, not a curated record